UUGCUUCUAUGUUCUUAAUGUAUAGGCUAAUAUUCACAUUAUUUUCAUGAUAUAAGUCAUAUUAUGAUUUAUAUUAUCUGAAUAGAGCAGCCAAUGUAUGUUCUGUAACAAUUUCUCAAGGUUUUGGACUGAAAUAUACAUGUUGCUCUUUGACGUUUUCAGAUAUAAAAAUAAGUGUCCUCUUGGGAAUCUCUCUCCCUGCUUGAUAAUGUUUUAUUUGAAGUGAUGCUAAUAAUUGCUGUGUGUAUAAAACCUAAUUAUGCAGUGCGUGUGUCUGUGAGCGCACAUGAUGUGUAGGCUAAAAACACCAUAGCUUGGACAUCAACCCAAGGGUGCCUUAUAUUGCUUUUGGACGUCAAACUAUUUAAUUAAAGCCAAUGGUUUUAGUAUAUUUCAUUUGUCGUAAAAUUAUGACAAAAUGCAACAUUAAAGUAUAGGGAUAUUUUGGUUGCCAUUGCAUUUGUGAGUGCGCUUCCGCGUUUAAAAUACUAUACAUUAAUAGGAAAUAUUUCCUACACUAUAGCAUUGCUUUUUUAUAAUGCGAUGCAUUCUAAGAGGUCGACUUUUGGGGUUUGGGUGGAUGUAUUGCCUUCAAGCCUUCGCACUCCUUUACGAUGUUACUGUCUGUCUCUCCCACGUGUGCCUUCUUAAUCUAACCGAGGCCAUAUUCGAUGGAUUGGUUAUGUCAAAGUGGAAUGAUGAUGAGGACUGUUAUUUGAAAGACGAUGCUGUUCGUGAAUUAGUUGUGACGGUUUAAGAUGGUUUUAAUACCCAUUUAUAGGUUGUACAUUUUAACCCACUUAUUUUGUCUUUACUCUGCCCGACAGAGUCGCAACUCCCGACAGAGAAACAGGCAUUGAUUGAGAUUGAGGCGUGUCCUUUUUGGUACCAUAUUCUUUAGGAACAACAAUGUUGUAGUUUGCCAUCCGUAGAUGAAAAUGGAUCGACUCUCGCCCUCCAUUGGCUUUUGGUCGACUUUAAAGAGGUGACGUUUUAUGAAUCAGAUAAUGACAUUUCAAAUUUGCUGCUCCUUUUGGAUAAAUACUUAUUGACGUGUUGGUUGAGUCUUUGAGACACUGACACAAUAGGCUAUAGUAGGCUAGUCUACAAACUAAUGUGUCAUUAAGAUGAAGAUGGCAUGUGUUUUUGUUUUGUGUGUCAAGAGUGGAUCAUGAAACUAGGCAUUGCUCUAUUUCCUAACCAUUGUCUUGGGUCAGUAGCCAAGCAUACACUUACAGUGAUGCUGCAAAUAUGUUGCUUUCUCACAGAAGCCUGUUUCCAAAGAAUCAAAGGAUAAUGUGAAAUCAAUAGAUAUGUGCAUUUUAUUUUCAUUGUAUAACUGCAUAUUACCAUUUUGAUUCUUCAUCUCAUAUUGUCUUCAUUAUAUGAUCAAUCAUUAUAUCUACCCUUUUAUUUGUUUAACUCAAAUGGGCCCUUGUUGAAGAAGACAUCAAAAGGGGUAACUGUAUUGAUAUUUCUGUCAUAUGAAUGUGUAAUACACUGCAGCUAUACUGAUGUGUGCACCUUAUUACUGAUCCAGUAUGCAGUAUUCCACACCUAUCAAAAUAACAGUGCCAUGGGGUCAAGCAUCAGGCUACAUUAUCCCACAUCUCUGUUAUCUGACAUACAGUGCAUUCGUAAAUUAUUCAGACCCCUUGACUUUUUCCACAUUUUGUUACGUUACAGCCUUAUUCUAAAAUUGAUUUUCCUCAUCAAUCUACACACAAUACCCCCAUAAUGACAAAGCAAAAAAAGUUUUUAGAAAUGUACAUAAAUAUCACAUUUACAUAAGUAUUCAGACCCUUUACGCAGUACUUUGUUGAAGCACCUUUUGACAACGAUUACAGCCUUGAGUCUUCUUGGGUUUGAUGCUACAAUACAUGGGUAUUUGGGGAGUUUCUCCCAUUCUUCUCUGCAGAUCCCCUCAAGGUCUGUCAGGUUGGAUGGGGAGUGUCGCUGCACAACUAUUUUCAGAUCUCUCCAGAGAUGUUCGAUUGGGUUCAAGUCUGGGCUCUGGCUGGGCCACUCAACUGCAUUCAGAGACUUGUCCCAAAGCCACUCCUGCAUUGUAUUGGCUGCAUGCUUAGGGUUGUUGUCCUGUUGGAAGGUUAUCCUUUGCCCCAGUCUGAGGUCCUGAGCACUCCAAAGCAGGUUUUUAUCAAGGAUCUCUCAUACUUUAGUCCGUUCAUCUUUCCCUCUAUCCUGACUAGUCUCCCAGUACCUGCCACUGGAAAACAUCCCCACAGCAUGAUGCUGCCACCACCAUGCUUCACCGUAGGGAUGGUGCCAGGUUUCCUCCAGAUGUGACACUUGACAUUCAGGCCAAUCUUGGUUUCAUCAGACAAGAGAAUCUUACUUCUCAUGGUCUGAGAGUCAUUAGGUGCCUUUUGGCAAACUCUAAGCGGGAUGUCAUGUGCCUUUUACUGAGGAGUGUUUUCCGUCUGGCCACUCUAUAGGGUUCUUGGUCACCUCCCUGACCAAUGCCCUUCUCCCCCCGCUCAGUUUGGCCUGGUGGCCAGCUCUAGGAAGAGUCUUUGUGGUUCCAGACUUCUUCCAUUUAAGAAUAAUGGAGGCCACUGUGUUAUUGGGGACCUUCAAUGCUGCAGAAAUGUUUUGGUACCCUUCCCCAGAUCUGUGCCUUGACACAGUCCUGUCUCGGAGCUCUACGGACAUUUCCUUCGACCUCAUGGCUUGGUUUUUGCUCUGACAUGCACUGUCAACUGUUGGACUUUAUAUAGACAGGUGUGUGCCUUUCCAAAUCAUGUCCAAUCAAUUGCAUUUACCACAGGUGGACUCCAAUCAAGUUGUAGAAAGAUCUCAAGGAUGAUCAAUGGAAACAGGAUGCACCUGAGCUCAAUUUCGAGUCUCAUAGCAAAGGGUCUGAAUACUUAUGUAAAUAAGGUAUUUCUGUUUUUCUAUUUUUAAUGCAUUUGCAAAAAAAAAUUAAAACCUGUUGUCGUUUUGUCAUUAUGGAGUAUUGUGUGUAGAUUGAUGAGAAAAAACAGUAUUUAAUACAUUUUAAAACAAGGCAAAAUGUAACAAAAUGUGGAAAAAGUUAAGGGGUCUGAAUACUUUCCGAAUGCGCUGUAGCUCUCCCUCCUGAUAUGUAAAAUGGACAUUUGUUAUUGGAUUACCCCUUUAAUGUAUUCCAUUUUCUUAAAUACAAAUGUUGUGCAAGACAAAACCCCAGUUGUUUCCAAUGGGAACCGGAGAGCUGGUUUGGGAUGCUUAGCUGUUAUUUGAUGAAUGUUUCUCUUUUCUAUAAUAUCAUGCUACACGGUAACAUCCUGUCAUGUUGAUAUAGAGGGUCCGCCCUCACAGAUGAACUUGAUUUGAACUUUAUCUGCUGAAUGUAAAGAGUAAAAAAACAACCUCCCCUUGGACUGUUGUCUCCAGGCAAGCUGCGUCAGUUAAAUUUGAUCUUCUUAGAGCCAUCCCAGAAUUUGAAGCCAGGACAAGCAUUCCAACUCCAUAAAUCUAUUAUAUUACAUAAUAACGAUUGUGUGCGGUCCACUGUAUAUCCAAAUAAGGGUGGUAUGGGGUGGUGUGAGUAGAAAUUAUAGAAGCAAAGCUACAAGUGAGCCUACAUAUUAAUUGGUUUGGACAAUGUUUAAUACUCCACUCUAUUAAGUAAUUGAGGAAUGGUUUGGCUGUUAUAAAACAUGCAGACAAGUCUUCUUUUUUUUCAACCAUGCCCAGCGCAUGCGGGGUGCAUGAUUCGUCAUAAACAGGAGAUAUACCUUUGACUAAAGGUCUUAUCAAAUCAUUUGAUAUUUUACAGUCUUUGAUUCUGUCUUUAAUGCUUCAGUCUCAGAUGAUAAUGUCAACAGUCUAAGAACACAAUGCAGUGGAAUAAAGUAAAAUAAACAAAAAUCCUGGGUCUGCAGUUUCAUAUAAAAAUGUUGCUUGACUUUACAUUGACUGACAAUUUAAAGCAACUGUAUAAAACAGGAGCUCUGUCCCACUCCUACUCCUCUGUUGUCUGCAAAUUUGUAACAGAACACAAGACAAAUCUCAAGGAAACUCAUUCAUAGUAUAACUUUGGUUUCUUUAAAACCUCUCUGGGAUAUGUGGGACGGUAGCCUCUCACCUCGUCAACAGCCAGUGAAAUUGCGGGGCGCCAAAUUCAAAACAACAGAAAUCCCAUAAUUAAAAUUCCUCAAACAUACAAGUAUUUUACACCGUUUUAAAGAUAAACUUGUUGUAAAUCCAGCCACAGUGUCCGAUUUCAAAAAGGCUUUACGACGAAAGCACACCAAAUGAUUAUGUUAGGUCAGUACCUAGUCACAGAAAAACACAGCCAUUUUUCCAGCCAAAGAGAGGAGUCACAAAAAGCAGAAAUACAGAUAAAAUUAAUCACUAACCUUUGAUGAUUUUCAUGAGAUGACACUCAUAGGACUUCAUAUUACACAAUACAUAUAUGUUUUGUUCGAUAAAGUUCAAAAAUCUCAGUUUACAUUGGCGCGUUAUGUUCAGUAGUUCCAAAACAUCCGGUGAUGAGAGCCACAUCAAUUUACAGAAGUGCUUAUAAUCAACAUUGAUAAAAGAUACAAUGGUUAUGCAUGGAAUUUUAGAUCCACUUCUCCUUAAUGCAACCGCUGUGUCAGAUUUUUUUUAAACUUUGCGGAAAAAGCACACCAUGCAAUAAUCUGAGUACAGCACUCAGACAACAAAACAAGCCAUACAUAUAUCCGCCAUGUUGUGUAGUCAACAGAAGUCAGAAAUAGCAUUAUAAAUAUUCACCUACCUUUGAUGAUCUUCAUCAGAAUGCACUCCCAGGAAUCCAAGUUCCACAAUAAAUGUUUGAUUUGUUCGAUAAAGUCCAUUUAUGUCCAAAUAUCUCCAUUUUGUUCAUGCGUUUAUUACAAACUCACGAGGCGUGGGCAAGUCCAGGCGAAAGUUCAGAUGAAAAGUCAUAUUACAGUUCGUAGAAUCAUGUCAAACGAAGUAUAGAAUCAAUCUUUAGGAUGUUUUUAUCAUAAAUCUUCAAUAAUGUUUCAACCGGAGAAUUCCUUUGUCUGUAGAAAUGCGAUGGAACGCAGCUAACUCUCACGUGAGUGCGUGUGAUCAGCUCAUGGCAGUCUGCCAGAGCUCAGCCACACCUGGCUCAUUCAGCUCUCAUUAGCCCCCACUUCACAAUAGAAGCCUCAAACUACGUUCUAAACACUGUUGACAUCUAGUGGAAGCCUUAGGAAGUGCAAUAUGACCCCAUGGACACUGUAUAUUCGAUAGGCAAUGAUUUGAAAAACUACAAACCUCAGAUUUCCCACUUCCUGGUUGGAUUUUUUUCUCCGGUUUUUGCCUGUGAUAUGAGUUAUGUUAUACUCACAGACAUAAUUCAAACUGUUUUUGAAACUUCAGAGUGUUUUCUAUCCAAAUCUACUAAUAAUAUGCAUAUAUUAGCAACUGGGCCUGAGUAGCAGGCAGUUUAUUCUGGGCACUUUAUUCAUCCAAGCUACUCAAUACUGCCGCCCAGUCCUUAAGAAGAUUUAGGUAACAUAAAGUUUCUUUGCACUAUGCAAAACAAUGUGAGUUGUUGUAUUUUUCCAGAAGUGGCAAGGAUAUUUGCAGUCUGGAAAUAUCAUCUGAAGUAACUACUUCUGUGUGUAUGUGUGUAAAAGCCUGCCAAUAGCCAAGCCCUGUCUUCUGUCAAAAGGAUUGCGCAAAUCCUGUAGUCAAGUUUAACACUGUUUUUUAAUUACCAUGCCAGCUAUUGUACACGUGAGAUCCUUUAUGAGUAUAUUAUGGUGUCUAAACAGAACAGGGAAGAAUACAGGAACCAUCACCUUAUUAGGUGUUGUUAUACAGUGUGCUGUACCCGGUUUACGUUUCAGAGAUAACCUGGCACACGUCAUGUCAAAAUGGAGCAGAAGGCUCCCAAAUACACCACAGAGAAACUUCCCUGAUUAUAUCCUGCCCCCGAUUUUAAGAAAACUAUAUUUAUAUUCACAAACAGUUCCCAUAGAGAUAUUUGAAAGUCUUUGCUGUGAUGUGAAAUGACACAGUCAUAAGCAGUUAUAAUAGGAAAUGUCCCACAUUUCCAAUGCUAUGUGGAAGUGGGACAUUAAGACAGUAAUACAUGAAAACUUAGCAUGGUCAGCCAAGCCAGUCAUCAAUCCCUUCCUUAGUCCCUGUCCAGCCACCACCCCUUACUCACAUAAUGUUUUAAGAGGGCUUCUUUCUCCUGCCUGGAAGCUGUCCCAUGAGGCUUGAUUUCCUCUGCAUGCUCAUGGCCUACUACUCUGCUCACACCCUCCCUCCCUCUUCCUAUCCUGUCAUCUGUUUCAGUUACAUGAAUAAGAGGUGCCUGUGACACAUGCAGGGCAAAGCAUUCAGCCCCAGUCCCUCACUGUGUGUGUGUGUUGUGUGUGGGGGGGGAUGUUGUAAGUGGGAAGUGGAAAUUUACAGUCCCGAAUCAGUAUCUGGAGAGUUGGUCUGCGACUGCGAGGCUGUGCCCAAUCUCCACAUAGGAUUUAAUUGUCUUUAGCUGAGGGCGGGACUCGCUGUCAGCUUCACUUCUUGUGAGCAGUGUUGGCAUAAAGACAUUCAGUACAGAGGAAUGGUGACAGCUGAGAGAGAAGCAUACUACAUAUAUCCACAGCCAUGAAGGAAAUCAUGGCACAGAAAGAGAAACUCCAAUGUCUGAAGGAUUUCCACAAGGACACGCUGAAGCCUUCGCCAGGGAAGAGCCCGGGCACACGGCCGGAGGACGAGGCAGAGGGCAAGCCAAUCCAGAGGGAGAAGUGGGCCAGCAAGCUAGACUUUAUCUUGUCCGUGGCCGGAGGCUUUGUUGGUUUAGGGAACGUGUGGCGCUUCCCGUACCUCUGCUAUAAGAAUGGUGGAGGUGCAUUUCUCAUCCCCUACACCAUCUUCCUGUUUGGUGGAGGCCUGCCGGUGUUCUUCCUGGAGGUGGCUCUGGGCCAGUAUACCUCUGAGGGAGGCAUCACCUGCUGGGAAAAACUCUGCCCCAUCUUCACUGGUAUUGGCUAUGCCUCUAUCGUGAUCGUCUCUCUCCUGAACAUCUACUACAUAGUGAUUCUAGCCUGGGGACUCUACUACCUGUUCCAGUGCUUUCAACCGGAGCUGCCCUGGGCCAAAUGCAAUCAGCCGUGGAACACAGACCGGUGUGUGGAGGACACAGUCCGCAAGAACAAGACCUUGAUGCUGGCUGCCAAUAUCACCAACUUCACCUCCCCCGUCACUGAGUUCUGGGAACGCAAUGUGCUGAGCAUCUCCUCUGGAAUUGAUGACAUCGGACCACUGAAGUGGGACCUAGCCCUGUGUCUCCUGGCAGUGUGGAUUGUCUGCUUCUUCUGCAUUUGGAAGGGAGUCAAGUCCACUGGGAAGGUGGUGUAUAUCACAGCAACUUUCCCUUUCGUCAUGCUUAUUGUGCUGCUGGUGCGUGGAGUGACUCUGCCAGGGGCGUCUGAAGGGAUCAAAUUCUAUCUCUACCCCAACCUGACCCGCCUACAGGACCCAGAGGUGUGGAUCGACGCAGGAACCCAGAUAUUCUUCUCCUACGCCAUCUGUCUGGGGGCUAUGACGUCACUAGGGAGCUACAACAAGUACAAAUACAACUGCUACAGGGACUGUUUGCUGCUGGGAGGCCUGAACAGCGGUACCAGUUUUGUGUCUGGCUUCGCAAUAUUUUCCGUCCUGGGCUUCAUGGCACAAGAGCAAGGGGUGGACAUUGCCGAUGUGGCAGAGUCAGGUCCUGGCCUGGCCUUCAUUGCCUACCCUAAGGCUGUGUCCAUGAUGCCCUAUCCCACGUUCUGGGCCAUCCUAUUCUUCAUCAUGCUUCUGCUACUGGGCCUCGACAGUCAGUUUGUGGAGGUGGAAGGACAGAUCACCUCCCUGGUCGAUCUGUAUCCAGCCGCCCUAAGGACGGGUUACCGCCGCGAGAUCUUUAUAGCUGUAAUGUGCUGCAUAAGCUAUCUUUUGGGACUUACCAUGGUAACGAAGGGUGGCAUGUAUGUGUUUCAACUCUUUGACUACUAUGCAGCCAGUGGUGUGUGCCUUUUGUGGGUUGCAUUCUUUGAAUGUAUUGCAGUAGCCUGGGUAUAUGGCGCUGAUAAUUUCUAUGAUGCAAUUGAAGACAUGAUUGGCUACCGACCAAACCCGUGGAUGAAAUGGAGCUGGACCUUUAUCACUCCUGUCCUCUGUGCGGGUUGUUUUAUCUUCUCAUUGGUGAAGUACAAGCCACUGACCUAUAACAAGGUGUAUGAGUACCCAGACUGGUCCAUCGGCCUGGGCUGGUCUCUGGCCCUGGCCUCCAUGAUCUGCAUCCCCAUGGUAAUGGUCAUCAAGAUCCUCCAGUCCGAUGGCCCGCUCAUCGAGAGGAUUAAGGCAGUGGCGGCCCCAGUAAAGGGAGGUGCGAGUUCUCGCCCCAAAGAGUACAGCAUGAAGGGCAGCGAGCUGACCCAGCCUCUGGACCCCAAUGGGAACAACGGCCUGAUCAAUCCCACCCACACCAUUGUAGAAACAAUGAUGUGAGCACUCUCUGUGAGAGGACAUGCUGAUUGACGUGCUUUCUAUGUUUUUAUCAUAUAUUUGCUAACUUUGAUAGUGGUAGAACCAGGUUUACAUUGUUCUAUAUAUCCGCACUAGGAAUAUUCUGGUUUGGUUUCUAUGACGAUGAUGAUGAUGAUGAAGAUGAAGAGAGCUACAUUAUAUAUAUUGUCGUUGAGUUGUUGUAGUUUUUUCUCUCUGUAUUUUUUUAAAUGUUGUUGUUACCGUUGUUGUCGUUGCUGUAGUGGGUGGUGAUCUCAGUUCAGGCAAUAUUUUGAGAUAGAACAUGUUGUUCUAUGUUAAUUAACUUUCUGUUCAUUGUUGAGAAUCGAGAAGGUGUUUGUUCGGAAAUACUAGAAAAAAAGUAAUUUUCACUUAUCACAAAUACAGUAAACUAAACGUGUAACAUGUUAGGUAGCAAACUAUUAAGAUAAUUUCCUCACAUUAUUGUGGCAGUAUCCUUGUCUGAGGUCAUUUUUUAUCUGUUGUCGUUGUUGUUUGUUUUGAGAUUCAACUGAAAAAAUCUUAGUUGCGCUAGUGGACGCCAGCCAGUCACAUCUGCUAGUAGAGUAGACAUCCACACCACCUGAAUGUAUAGUGACAACAUGCAGUGUAAAUAUAGAAGUUCAUACGUCCUUAAGGUUAACUAUGGCCAUGCCCAAAUACUGUACAAAAUGUUCCCGGAAGGAUCACAUGUCCGUAGGAGGGAGGCAGGAAAGGAGGUGGGGAAAAUAAGGAGGAAGUGAAGGAUAAAAGGGAAGAAGCAUUUGAAGAGUAUUUGUACAUUGCCUACAGUCUGCCCCAGUGCAUUUAUUGAAACCUCUUUGCACUUUAUACGUUGAGUUUCACCUUUAUUGUAGUGAUCUCUUAUGAUAAUGGUCCACAGGAGGCUGCUGCGGGGAGGACGGCUCAUAAUAAUGUUUGGAAUGGAAUCAACCAAAUGGAAACCAUGCUGUUAAUAUAUUUGAUAUCAUUCCAUUAAUUCGGUUCCAGCCAUUACUAUGAGCCUGUCAUCCCCAAUUAAGGUGCCACCAACCUCCUCUGUAAUGGUUGCAAGAACCUACAGUUACAUUUGCACCAUGCAUUUCAAAAGGAAAGUAUAUAGCUUCAAACCUUUUUGGUAUUGUUCACUUUGUUAUCUAUCGGUACAAACAGGAGCAUUAGACUCUCACUCACUUGCUAUAAAUAUAUCAAAUAAAGGCGGAACAUUUCCAUCAAACAUUCUGUUUCUUUAGGAAUAAACCUGUGAGAGUUGUGAGAACCAUAACUUGAUUGGAGUAAAAAAUGUAACCUUAACAAAAUGUUUUUUCUAAAAAUGUGAAAUAAUAGGUUUUUUUCGCCAGUGCACUCAUUUUAAUAGCAGCGAUGGUCACUAAAUAUCUGUAUCAUAUGAAUCUACCACCAGACUCUGGAUUUUAUCAUGUUCAUUUUAGGCAAUUGUAUUUUAGUAUUUUACUUGUUUGUAUUUUAGUAUUUUUAUUGUUUGUGAAUCACAUAUGCCUUUUUGUAUUAACCAUUUUAUACUGUACAUCAUAUGAACAUUGUCACUGAUGAGGACUGAUGUUUUCUGAAUACAGUCAGCAAUUUGUAUUUUAAUGUUAAAUGUUAUGAGCCUGAAUGAAUAUUUGCAGCGUGUAAUAUUCGUCAAAGAAAUGGCCUUUACCACUCAAAUGAUUUGAUUUCAAUUUGAAAACAGAUGUAAAAAUACAAAAAUUGAUAUGUGACCAACAUAAAAAAUAUGAAUGUUUAAAGUUCAAGUGAGAUUAUUUUACCCAAUGCAUGUACAUGAACAUCCACAGUACAGUGCUUGGUCAGAAAGAUUACUAGUCCAGAGCGCGAUAAAUAAACCCUGUUGGAAAAUCAAGUGUACCAAAGUAUUUUUGUCUAACGUCUGUCCUUCUUUAAGAUGCUCAUUGCAUCAUCUCUUCCUAGAUUGAAAAUAAACUUAUUUUUCUUUA
Messenger RNA from Oncorhynchus masou masou (cherry salmon), 10466 nucleotides. Its product is annotated as sodium- and chloride-dependent taurine transporter-like. Gene Ontology annotation, molecular function: gamma-aminobutyric acid:sodium:chloride symporter activity; taurine:sodium symporter activity. The coding region runs from base 6604 to 8493 and encodes 629 amino acids. Lineage: Eukaryota; Metazoa; Chordata; Actinopteri; Salmoniformes; Salmonidae. Gene Ontology annotation, cellular component: plasma membrane. Gene Ontology annotation, biological process: taurine transmembrane transport; sodium ion transmembrane transport; neurotransmitter transport. The transcript has 14 exons. The record is from RefSeq and is a predicted model, not a curated record.